GCAGGAGGGCCAAGAUGGCGGAAGCGGCGGAGUCUCCUGGAGACCCGGCAGCAGCGUCGACCAGGCCCCUGGUGAGCUGGGGAUCUGCGACGAAAGGGACCGAGGUUCGCAGGCCUUUCAGAUAUAUCCAUCUCACAAGAUAUCCCUGUGGAAGGAGAAAUCACCAUUCCUAUGAGAUCUCGCAUUCGAGAAUUCGACAGCUCCACGUUAAAUGAAUCUGUUCAGAGUACCAUCAUGCGUGAUCUAAAAGCUGUUGGGAAAAAAUUCAUGCAUGUUUUGUACCCAAGGAAAAGUAAUACUCUUUUGAGAGAUUGGGAUUUAUGGGGCCCUUUGAUCCUUUGCGUGACACUCGCAUUAAUGCUUCAGAGAGGCUCUGCAGAUAGUGAGAAUGAUGGAGGGCCCCAGUUUGCAGAAGUGUUUGUCAUUAUCUGGUUUGGUGCAGUGACCAUCACCCUCAACUCCAAACUUCUUGGAGGAAACAUAUCUUUUUUUCAGAGCCUCUGUGUGCUGGGUUACUGUAUACUUCCCUUGACGGUGGCACUGCUGGUUUGCCGACUGGUGCUUUUGGCCAAGCCAGGACCAAUAAACUUCAUAAUCCGGCUUUUUGUGGUGAUCAUGAUGUUUGUCUGGUCUAUAGUAGCCUCUACAGCCUUCCUUGCUGACAGCCAGCCUCCGAGCCGCAAAGCCCUGGCCGUGUAUCCUGUUUUCUUAUUCUAUUUUGUCAUCAGUUGGAUGAUUCUCACCUUCACUCCUUAGUGAAUCAGGAAGUGGAAAUGAAAACCCAGUGAAUUGAAAGCUCAUCUGAACAAUGCAAUUCACCCUGGAGCUUUGUCUCUGGCCCUGUUUUGUCUCAUUUUGGAGGUAUUUUGUGAGGAGAUGAUAAAGGAGCCAUAAAGCACUGUCGCCACUUAUGUAAGGAACUGAUGUUUGAAAGGCUGUUCUUUUGUCUUAACGUCAUUUCUCUAAGAUACAUGCGCAUAGUACACACAGUAUCGCGCCUUCUUCAGGCGUAAUAGGGUCACUGCGGUCCUUUGGGUGACUGCUGAUGGCCCGGAAAGCACACGGAUGCGUCCCGCACGUUGAAUAGAUGUGGUAACUCUCUUUGCAGUUUUGAGAAUCCCAGUUUAGGCGUGGCUCUUAAACACAUUGUCUUAUGACUGUUAGAAUAUGCCUCUCUUAUUAGAAUACAUAAGUCUGUCGUCAUUUUCUUUUAUUUCUGUCUCAUGUUUAAAAAGGCAGUGACAGACAGGGUUCAUGGGUGUGGGGGGGAGAAACAUUCAUUAACCAUAUUCAGAUUUUGAUCAUAGAAAAUUCUGCACUUGUUGCUUUUUGAAAAAGCAAGAGAUAUUUCAAGAAUCAGCAUCUUUUCAUCUUUCUGUAUCAUCACCUUACUGCCAUGCUUAACAGUACCUCAGUGCCACCCUGGUUCUGAUCUCACACCCUAGCUCUCAAUAUGCGAGCUGAGAUGUUAGCAUCUCCUUUUCCCUUGGCUGAAGCUCUCAGUGGUCCAGUGCUUGACUUGGUCCAAGUAGAACGCCUCCGAAAUAUCGAUUGGUGGGUCCCUAAGGCAUAUUACCCUGUGGGCACCUUCUCUUAAAGGUAGAAUGAGGCAGUUCGAAUAUAGCAUAGCUGUAAGGAAUUCUUCAUGAUUCAGUGGCCUGUGGCCUGUAACUGGAAAGUAAAGCUAAAUCUCAGUCCUGCAUUUAACCAUGUGAACAGGGAGAGGUUUACUGUUCUGAUGGCCGAUUCAUAGAACAGCUCGACGCUCGAAGCGUGAUGUGGGCUGAGCUGGCUUUAUAACUGCCGCCUUUUCCUCGUGGGUCCAGCACUUUUUUCAUUGGCUGUGGUUUGGGUGUUGGGGAAUAGCAACUUCGUUUCUUGGUUCUGGACUUCCUUUGUAAAGUUUAUUAGCUCUCCUUUAGGCAAGUACUUUUUUGCACAUGGGCACCUACUUGUAUUCUCAGCUGUUCAUGCACACACGUGGGAAGACUUUUCAGGGAGUAGACUGCCUGGAGCAGACUGAUGCUGAGCUAAACAGGGCUCCUUGAACGUAACAUGAGCUGCUGCCUUCUAUAAACUGCACACUGAAGAACUCUUAAUAGACAAAGACCAGGAGUCGGGCAGACGUUUAUUGUAAAUACACAGCUACUUAGAAAGAUAGCAGUGUCUUAUUCCACGUUUUUCUUUAUCAUAGAAUUUAAAUAUUUAUUCGUUUUGUAUUUAAAGACUACCUACACAUAGCUGUAUGAUUUAAAAAACAUAUUUUCUCCAUCCCCAGAUUAACCAAGUGAAUAAUACUUGGACAGUUGGGUUCUUGGAAUGAUAUUCAACUACAAAAGCAUUUCAAAGUUGGCCCUCUCUGUCCCAGCCUUAGUUACAUAUAGGGUGUCUCCCCAAAACUGUAUACACAAAAAAGUGUAAUCAUAAAGCCAGUGUUUAUUAAAAUACAUCUCAUUUUCAAAAUGUAAUAGAAUCUACAGACACCCUGUAGAUAGUUUUGGGGGGGACACCCUGUAUUUGUAUUUAUUUCAAAUUCCCCUUUAAAUUUAAAAAUAAACCCUGUCGGAGUACUAACUCAGUGCUUCAGUUAGGUAAAGAAAAUACUGUGAAACUGGUCCUAAUUUUGAAAUUAGUCCUAAAUUAUCAUCCAUAGCCAUUGUCUGAAAUCUUCUAACUGUCACUAAAAAGAUCUCUGUUCCAAAGUUAUUUUAUAAUCUGUCCCAGUGAUUAUAAGAUUAAAGAAACAACCAUGCUUCUCAAAAGGGAAUUAAGUAUUUACCAAAUUUUACUUACUCAGGCUAAAUAUUUGGUGAAAAAUUCUUAAGGCCACAAGUCUGCGGGGAGUGUGUGUGUGCGCGUAUGGGAGGGGGUUGUAUAUAGUGGGUGUGGAGGCAGUUCUGUAUAUUAAUCUGUUGUUCUUGGGUGUCUUAGCGAGUGGUGUUACUUCAUUUAAAUGAAGGUGGGUAAAAUGAAAUUUAAUUAUCUUUCUGAAAACGAGUAGUCAGUUUGAGGAUAUAAAUAUUUUCCUACAACACGCAAAAAGGGCAUUGGAUUCUGUGACAGAAGAUCUGAGUACGUUCCAUGGCUAAUUAUAGAGAGGACGACCAGCAGGGAAGGGGACUGCAACACAGGCAGCCCUGUUCCGGGAGGGGGGACGUUGCGCACGUCAGUGGAAGCGGGCACCGCUGCCAGCCCGGCUGAUCCCUGCUGCUCCUAGUCUGAGAUCGAGACUCCACUGUUAUACUCUUGAGCAAUAGGAAAGGUGAAGACUGCAUUUAAUCGCUGUCCAGAUUAUAAAAACUCAGUUGAUCCAAACAUAUCUGAAUAUGCAGUGUAGGCUUCGAAAGUCAGUCGAGUAAUUGUCAAGUCUUUCACCUCUUACGAGGCUUAUUACAUGGGUUGAAUUGGGGGUUUUCUGUUAGACAAGGUGGAGUCACAGGGCACGAGACUGGAAGCAUUUUGCUGUUGACUAGAAUUAUCUCUUUAUGAAGUGCCCCCUGAAAUUGUUUGGAAGGCUAGUAAGCUUGUAUAUGAAGACCUAAUUAUGGACUUUGUAUAUUCUGUUUAUUGGAUCUCCUGUUUACUCCUGGAGAUGAAUGAAAAUUUCCUGUCUUUCCAGAAUUUCGGGUAACAUCAACCAUUGGAAUUUAUCUAAAGCCUAGCAGUGUGUGACCCGAAGUCCAUAGCAUGCGACUGUUUUAUUCCAGAGUAAAGUUGUGAAAUUGUGAUUCUCACACUGUUAAUUUCUGAGGCAAUUUAGACCGAAAUAAAUGUGUGAAUGUUAAUCCAUGUAUGUAAAUUAGAAGUAAUUUUUUAGAUUCUGUGGGCUUUUAUUAAAAAUAAAGAAUUUUUAGGGGUUUACUUAGGCCAUAGGAUGGCUGAAUAUUAAUGACAAUAAUAUUACUACUAAUAAUAGCUAAUAUUUAUUGGGCAGUUACUGUGUGCCAGGCACUAUUCUAUUUUUUUAAGAAUUUUUUAUAGCUUUAUUGGGAUACCUUAACCAUAAAUUCACCCUUUAAAAGUGAUGUACAGGUCAGUGAUUUUUUUUUCCAAUAUAGUCACAUAACUGUGCAGCUCUCCCCGCUUUAGUUUGAGAACAUUUCAUCACUCCUCAAAGACAACCCGUAUCCAUUAGCAGUCACUCCCUGGUCCCCUUCUCCGGAGCCCCUGGCAACCACCAGUCUGCUUUCUGUCUCUCUGGAUUUGGCCGGGCACUGUUCUUAAGUGCUUUUCAUGCAUCUCUAAUCCUCAGCAUAAAGCACUACAAUUCUCCUUUUACAAGGAGAAAAUCGAGGCACAGAAAGGUUAAGUAAAUUGGUUUAGAAGAGGAAAAACAGUGGACAGAGCACAGUAGGGCACAGUUUGGAAUUGCAUUGUUAUGUACAUGAAAUGAAUAUACCCCUUCCCCAGGGUCCAGUCCCUGUUAUUACCCAUUACACUCUACAACUGACUGAAGGUAGAUAACUCUGGAUCUUUUUUCCUGGAUAUAAUAGAACACAAUAUUAGCAGCAUCUGAGAAAACACAAGAACAGUUGUACAUUGGGAAGUGUUAGGUUUGCUGCCCUUUUCCCUCCUCAACCCCCUCUUCUCUCCCCUACCCUUUUUCUUUUAAAGUCUUAAGGAUACAACAACUUCUGCCUUUUAAAAAAUUCUCCCAGGGAUGGUUAAUGCAUCAGAAUUUCACUUGUCUCUUCAGAUGUUUACCUCGCUCUCUUCACUGUCCUCAGGGAGAAAGUCCGAAAUCUUCAACUUCACCGUAAGGCUCACUAAGAUCUGUCCCUUUCUUAUUGUCCCAGCUUUAUCUCCCCUCCCUUUGCAGUCUCUUCUCAGAUGUCAGAAUAGAAUGCCUUUCUAUUUGGGUUGCACGAGGUGGGGGAAAGAAAGAACAGAGUGAAGGCUUUGUGCUAAUGCGAUCAGUGCUCCUGCCUGGUAGGAAGUGGCCACACACUGCUCUUGUUCGCUCUGUGCUCGUUCUCGCUGAGCCUUUGUGCUCCGCGCAGUCCUGCUGGUGACUUGGGGGAAACUUCAGUGCUCCAUUUUAAUCCUGCUCUUUCCUAUAAAUAAUGAAUCUGUGAAAAGAAUAAAUCCGUAACGUUAUUUGUGAAUGUUAAAUGUGCAAAU
Messenger RNA from Molossus molossus (Pallas's mastiff bat), 5121 nucleotides. It is a transcript of the gene YIPF6, whose product is annotated as Yip1 domain family member 6. The coding region runs from base 172 to 756 and encodes 194 amino acids. Gene Ontology annotation, biological process: endoplasmic reticulum to Golgi vesicle-mediated transport. The record is from RefSeq and is a predicted model, not a curated record. Lineage: Eukaryota; Metazoa; Chordata; Mammalia; Chiroptera; Molossidae. The transcript has 7 exons. Gene Ontology annotation, cellular component: membrane; trans-Golgi network.